Messenger RNA from Penicillium cataractarum, 1488 nucleotides. RefSeq names its product proteasome regulatory particle lid subunit RPN7. The record is from RefSeq and is a predicted model, not a curated record. Gene Ontology annotation, biological process: proteasome-mediated ubiquitin-dependent protein catabolic process. The transcript is spliced from 3 exons. NCBI's taxonomy places the organism in Eukaryota, Fungi, Ascomycota, Eurotiomycetes, Eurotiales, Aspergillaceae. Gene Ontology annotation, cellular component: proteasome regulatory particle. The coding region runs from base 1 to 1488 and encodes 495 amino acids.
AUGGGGUCUGAUCCGCAGUUCAUCAAGUAUCCCGACCUCGUCCUCGCCCAACAUGUCUUCAACCUCUCCAACCCUGCAUGCAACCCAUCCACCCGUCAGGCCUCAUUGAAGAAGCUGCAAGAUGCGAUCAACGAGCGUAAAAUGGCCCCCUUUUACCGCCACCUGGCCCAUCCCGUCGAAGGCAUUCUGAACAACUCCGGCGAGGGCGUGACGCAACACCCGCACCCUCACAUUGCAGGGACUUCGAAGCCGCUCAUCACCUCAAACAUGCUCGCCACACGAACGUCAUCCAAGAUUGAUUUCCCCUGGGAUGAGCAGCUCUAUCAGUCCUUAGUUGAGGAUAACAAGAAGGAGCUGGAGGGUAUCCAGAAGGAGGAAGAGGAGGCAGAGGAAGCCGCUGGUGAGACCGAAGUGCAGGCUGCACGGGGGAAACGGGCCGAGUUCUGGGCUCGCGUUGGAGAUAAGGACAAAGCUAUCGAGUCACACGAAGCCCUCCUCGAAAAGAUCGGUUUCCUCGGCACCAAGAUUGACCUUGUGCUCGCCAUGAUCCGCAUUGGUCUGUUCUUCGGUGACCGCGUGUUCGUCAAGAAGACUAUCGAGCGUGCAGAGGCUCUGGUGGAGAGCGGUGGAGAUUGGGAUCGGAGGAAUCGCCUCAAGGCCUACAAGGGCAUGCACCUUCUCACCUGCCGUUCAUACAGCCUCGCCGCCCCCCUCCUCCUCGACAGUCUGUCCACAUUUACCAGCUAUGAGCUCUGUAGCUACUCCUCGUUGGUCAUCUACUCCGUGCUAGCGGGAUCUUUAUCCCUCAAGCGGGUGGACUUUAAGGCGAAGGUGGUGGAUGCGCCCGAGAUCAAGGCCAUCCUGGGUGCUGGAGAGGAUCAGCUGGCCGCGCUGUCUGGCGAGGUUUCAUCUGGGUCCGGUGCUCGUGAUGAGGAGAUGAAGGAUGCAGCGGUAUCCAAGUCGACCCCGUCGGCCGGAGCCACCACCGUCGUUAACCUGACCACUCUAGUUACCGGCUCGAGUGAGCAGGCAGAGAACGAAGCCCCCGUGGACUUUUCUUCUCUGGCCAACUUGGUCAACAGCCUGUAUAAUGGUAACUACCGCUCGUUCUUCGUGGCCCUUGCGGCUGUGGAGGACCACUUCCUGACCCAGGACCGGUACCUGCAUGAGCACCGGGCCUGGUUCGUCCGGGAGAUGCGCCUACGCGCCUACCAGCAGCUGCUUCAGAGUUACCGAGUAGUGGGCCUGACCAGCAUGGCGAAUGACUUUGGAGUGACGGUGGAUUAUUUGGACCGGGACUUGGCGAAAUUCAUCUCCAGCAACCGGAUUGCCUGCACGAUCGACCGGGUCAACGGGAUUAUCGAGACCAACCGGCCCGAUGAUAAGAACAAGCAGUACUCGGAUGUGGUUAAGCACGGCGAUGCCCUGAUCACGAAGCUGCAGAAGUAUGGACAGGCGGUCCGUCUGCGAGGCAGUGAGCGCAGUUAG